Messenger RNA from Gryllus bimaculatus (two-spotted cricket), 938 nucleotides. The record is from the annotation of a GenBank genome assembly. NCBI's taxonomy places the organism in Eukaryota, Metazoa, Arthropoda, Insecta, Orthoptera, Gryllidae.
UGGUGCGUGUUUGGGUGCGCAGGGCGGCGUUCGCCACGUGGCUGCUGAUGAACCUGCUGCUGGUGGUGGUGCCGCGCUACGGCGCCUACGCGAUGGUGCUGACCGGCGCGCUGCUGGCGGCCGCCGACCUCGUCUACUGGGCGCUGCUGCCCGCGCGCCCGCUCUUCAUUCGCCUGGAGGGCGGCACGCUCGCCUUCCGCCUGGGCUGGUGCUUCUGGUUGGUGCUCGCCGCAGGCGGCGCUGUGCUGCUGGUGGGGCUUGGCGAUCGCGGCGGUGGACCUGGCGUUCCCUGUUGCUCCCCCGGCAACGGCUUCUCCACCAUCUCUCGAGGUGACUACGAUAACGCCGAGAGCCACGACACGCGCAACAAGAAGAAGAAGCCCGUGGGCCCAGCGGGCAGCCGCAGCCUCGAGGAGCCCGCGGGCGCGGGACUGGGUUCCCGGAUCCUCAGGCGGCUGUCGAAGCGUGAGCGGCUGGAGGGCCGGCAGGGCGUGGUGAACGACGCGUUCGAGAUGGAACCGCCCAAGUCGCCGUGGCGCUACCCGUUCCAGCGGCCCAUGAUGACGCGCAACCCGCACCUGCAGCGCAGCCUGUCGGCCGACUCGGGCAGCAGCGCGGGCGGCGACGUGUGCUCGCCCGCGGCGCCCACGACGACGCCGUCGACGACAACGACGACGACGCAGCGUCCGCAACUGGCUCCAUUGACGCUGGUGGCGGCGUCGGUGGCGCCCGCGCCGCGCUCCCCGCUGGCGUCGCCCACCACCCCCGCCCCCGCGCCCCCGACGUCGCCGCUCGCGUCGUCCGCCGCCAGCUCCAGUUCGGCCUCCAGCCUGGGGCUGACGCUGCUGCAGCGGCAGGGGUCGUCGGCGGCGGCGAGGGCGGCCGCGCUCGGCGAGUCCAGUGGAAUGGAAAGUGAAAAAUUAUUUUUCUCUUUUUGA